CGGCGAGAAGACGGAGGAGAAUAAGAGCCCUAGAAAUAAAGGGUUCUAGGGUUCUUCCCAAAUGGAAGUAUCCCAGCUCCUGGAUUCCUACUUCCACGGUGCCAAUGAUCUCGCAAACCUCCACACCUUGCAGCAGGAUCUGGAAUCGGAAUGCGGCCAGCUCGAGUUCAAGCUCCAGGACGCGCGAUCGCGGGCGCGCCAGGCAGCGGCCGAUGGAUCGGCCCAAAUGCACGCCAUCGCGGUGUCUCUCGAGGCGCUGUGUGGAUUCUGCGAGGAGCGAUCGUCGUCGCCGUCGCCGCCAGAGGCGGAGCCGGAGCUCUUGCGGGAGCUGAGCGAUCUGGCGGAGGAAGUGUCGCGCGUCGCCCAAGUUAGGGCUUAUGUCGAUGCAGUGCUCCAGCUCGAGAGGCUCGUCGGGGAUUUGGAGGAUGGAGUGUUCGCGGCGGCGUCCUCCACGCCGGUUGUCAGCCGAGGAGCUGCUGGAUCUCCCUCUUCUCAGGCUGGACAGUUCGUGAUCUCGGCUGUGAAUUCCCUGGCCGCGAUCGAGAAGUUGAUGGGCGAGAUCGUCGAGUGCCAGCCGCAAUGGGAUCGUCUCAUCUCCGCUGUGGACGUCCGUGUGGAUCGAGCAGCAGCAGCUCUCCGGCCAGUGGUAAUCUCGGACUAUCGUUCCAUCGUCAUUUCCAUAGGCUGGCCGCCUCCACUCUCCAUCUCCGGCGACAGGGAUGAUCAGCAAGCCCAAUCACACCCGCUGCUCCAGCUCCAAGGCGACGCCAAGAGAAAGUUCCGCGAGAGCUUUGUCUCGCUCUCGAGGUUCCAGGCCGGGCAAAUCCAGCGGAGGCGUCGUGAGUUUCGGGGAUAUAGAGACAAGACUCCAGCUCCUCGCGAGGCGCUGUGGUCGAUCGAAGAGCUGGUGCAUCCGAUAGCAGCGAAUGCCGAGGUCCACUUCAAGAAGUGGCUCCACAAGCCAGAGUUCGUCUUCGCUCUAGCUUACAGGAUCACACAGCAGCACGUAGCGGUAGUGGACGCUCUUCUCCAGCCGAUGUUGGACGAAGAGUUCCUGGGAUACAGUGCGAGAGAAGAGUGGAUAUCAUCCCUGGUGGCUAUGGUGGCGGAGCACUUACGACGAUGGGCUUUGCCGACUCUCAUGGAAGACUUGGAGGAUGCUCUGUCCGAUCAGGCCUCCACGGUUUGGCUACACACAGUCGAUCAGACGCUGUCCUUCGACUCCAAAAUGCAAGCUUUGGUUGAGAAAGGGAUCGGAAUGAGCAGCGGUGACGAGCAACUCUCGAGCAGUGUUUUUGGGGUCCGUCGGGCUUGCAUUGCCGUGUUCUCGGACCGUGGAGACUGGUUGGAAGUUUGGACUAGGCUCGAGCUAGGUGACGCGAGAAGAAAGAUGGCGGUGGAGUAUGGGAACGAAGCGGCUUGGAAGAUAAACUCCGCGAGCUCGAUCUCGGGCUCUACCGAGUUUAAGCCCCCGCUAGCAGCUUAUCGGCUCACUAGCGCGGCUUGGAACUUGGUUGAUCGAUGCAGGACUUUGCCCGAGGCCAGCCAGCGGCUACAGUUCGUGAGGAAAACGGCACUGCCGGUUUUGGACGAGUUUAUCGACGAGCUCUUGCAGAGAUGCCAGGAGAGUGAGGCAGUGACGGCUCUCGCCGAUGAGCCUUCGAUGAUCAAAGUCGGUGUCUGCCUCAACGCAGCUCGCUACUGCGAGAACACGGUCAGGGACUGGUGCGAGGAUUUCUUCUUUCUGGAACUCAGGCUCGCGGAGCUCCAGGAGAACUUGCCAGGUUUUUCUCCAGCGGCCGAGGAGCAGCUCGCGCAGAUUCAAGGCUCGGUUUUCGACUCGCAGUUGGAGAAGCUGUCGAGAUUCCGAAGCAGCUGGAGCGGGAAGCUGGUCUCGGUGGUGUCGAGAGGAUUCGACGCUCGCUGCCGCGAGUACUUCCGCAACAAGAAGAGAUGGUCCGAAGAGUGGGCUCCAAGCUUCGAAGAUGCACCGUCUGGAAGCUUGGUGGACGCACUGGCAGCACUCCAGAGCCAGCUUAGCUCUCUUAAGAACAGCCUCGAUCAGGCCAACUUUGUGGAGCUGUGGCAGCGGUUGAUCCCGAGUCUCGAUCAGCUGCUCUUCCUGGGACUGGUUCUCGGCGGUGCUCGAUUCUCGGAGCAGGGUGCCCGACAGUUUGGAGCGGACGUGAAAGCCUUGUUUCUCAUCUUCCGGCCUUACUGCGCUCGCCCGGCGAGUUUCUUCUCAGCAGUGAGCGAUGCGGCGAAGCUACUGGCUUUGGAUUCGCAGCAGGCUCUCGACUUCAUGGAGAGACUCCGGGGGUAUGAUUCGGAUGAGGAGCAAGAGGAGGAUUUGCUCGCGAAAUUGAGGAGUGUUUGUGGUGUGAGAAAGAUGACAGCGUCGGUGGUAUACAGAGUUCUUGGCUCUCGACUUCUUUAAAUAUUUGAUGGCCAUUGAGUUUAAAACUUUUUUGUUGAUUUAGUGUAUGAUGUUAUUAGUAUGAUGUCAUUUCAAAUUGAUUAAUUUAUUUUAUUUGAAAUUA
Messenger RNA from Selaginella moellendorffii, 2540 nucleotides. RefSeq names its product RINT1-like protein MAG2. Gene Ontology annotation, biological process: endoplasmic reticulum to Golgi vesicle-mediated transport; regulation of ER to Golgi vesicle-mediated transport; retrograde vesicle-mediated transport, Golgi to endoplasmic reticulum. The record is from RefSeq and is a predicted model, not a curated record. Lineage: Eukaryota; Viridiplantae; Streptophyta; Lycopodiopsida; Selaginellales; Selaginellaceae. The transcript has 2 exons. Gene Ontology annotation, cellular component: Dsl1/NZR complex. Bases 62 to 2437 code for a protein of 791 amino acids.